Messenger RNA from Sesamum indicum (sesame), 2024 nucleotides. RefSeq names its product putative GTP-binding protein OBGC2. The record is from RefSeq and is a predicted model, not a curated record. Gene Ontology annotation, cellular component: mitochondrion. NCBI's taxonomy places the organism in Eukaryota, Viridiplantae, Streptophyta, Magnoliopsida, Lamiales, Pedaliaceae. Gene Ontology annotation, molecular function: GTP binding; GTPase activity.
GCUCUGUUCUAUCCGUUAGGACACACACUCCCUCACUCUCUCUCACUCUCUCUCUCACUCUCUCAUACACAGACAGAUACACACAGUUGGAAGAGAAGGAGAAUGCUGUCAUGGGUUCCUCAGCAGUGUUCAUAUUCAAUUAUCAAAUUGCCUUCUGAUAAAGCUUCGUUGGCUUCUCUUUCUGCUUUCUCUUCUCAGCCCUUUAUUCCAAAUGGUUCUCCUAGGAAAUGGGUUGCACAAAAAAAUUACCAGGGUAUUGUGGUGAAAAGUGUGCUUGCUAAAAUCAAGAAUCCACCACCCCCAACCCCUGAAAUUCUGGUGAAGGAACCCCACAAAUACUUUGAUGAGGUGAUUAUCACUGUUCGGGCCGGAGAUGGAGGUCAUGGUGCCAUUCUCAGUCUGCCGAACCAGAAGGGUCCUUCUAAGUCACAAGGGAAAUUUGAAAAGGAGAAAACAAAGAAAAAGAGUUCUUAUAAAAGGGAUUUUGAUGGUUCACUUAUCCUACCUCUGGGUGGACAUGGUGGUGACGUCAUAAUUUAUGCUGAUGAAAGCAAGGAUACCUUGUUGGAGUUUCACAAGAAGAGCCGAUACAGUGCAAAGCGUGGCGGAAAUGUUGAUGCAAUGGGUGUUUUGUCUUCUCAAUUGCAUAAUGGAAUUGCUGCCCCAGCGUUGCGGAUUCCUGUACCCCUUGGUACUGUUGUCAAACAGAAAAGAGGAAAGCUUCUGGCUGAUUUAGCUCAUCCAGGUGAUGAAGUUGUUGUUGCAAGAGGGGGACAAGGAGGGAUUAGCUUGUUGGAAAUGCCUGAGCAUAGAAGGAAAAAGACGAUGACUUUAACGACCAAUAUAAUGAGAGAUGACAGUGAUAAGGUUUUAGUUCUUGGUCAGCCUGGGGAAGAGGUCAGUCUGCAAUUGAUACUAAGAGUUGUUGCUGAUGUUGGUCUUGUUGGGCUCCCAAAUGCCGGAAAGUCUACCCUACUGGCAGCUAUCACACUUGCAAAGCCGGAUAUAGCUGAUUAUCCAUUUACAACCUUGAUGCCAAACCUAGGACGCCUUGAUGGUGAUCCCAGUCUAGGGCCUGCCCAGUUUUCAUCUGAGGCAACACUGGCAGAUUUGCCUGGUCUCAUUGAAGGUGCUCAUCUGGGAAAGGGUCUAGGUCGUAACUUCUUAAGACAUUUGAGGAGGACUAGGUUGUUGGUGCAUGUCGUUGAUGCAGCAGCAGAGGAUCCAGUGAGUGACUACAGGACAGUGAAAGAGGAAUUGCGAAUGUACAAUCCUGAUUACCUUGAACGACCAUAUAUUGUUGUUCUGAAUAAGAUUGACAUUCCUGAGGCAAUGGAAAGACUUCCAAUUUUAACUGAAGCAAUAUGGAGGAUCGGGAGUGAUAAGCUAGACUUGCAGAUUGAUGGUACCUCUGAAACCGCUGAUUUUCCAUCAGCAAGUGGUGAGGACCAAACUGAUAGUGCUCCUGGAGAGAGAAAGGUGAAGGAAAUCGAAGAAUAUCCACGACCCCUUGCUGUUGUGGGCGUCAGUGUCCUGAAAGGUAUAAGGAUCAAUGAAAUGUUGAAGGAGAUAAGAGCAGCCUUGCGCAGUUGCCAGGACGUUAUUGGAUCACAGGAAAUUCUCGCAAAACCAUGACGAAUUAUAUCCAAGUUCAGCCAGGCUGCCACAGCCGUUCGUCACGUGCACAUGCAGUUGUCGGCCUGACAACCAAGAUUUCAAAAAGCUCAAUUUUGGUCACACCAAUGCUGCAACUCUGGCGUCUGAUCGCAACUACAAAAACCUGGAACACGGCUUCUCUGGGCCUUGGUCAAUAGGUGAUGCCAGGAAUCAGCCUUGAUGUACAGACACUAGGAAGCCGAAAUACACAGAGUGCCUUUGUUAGUAAUGAAUCAAGUGAUAUUUUCCUUGUAUUUUUGUUCUUUUUCAGUUCAUUCAGGUUGCUGUAAAAUUCCAGAAACACAAUCAUAGUCUGAAUUAGGCGAUCGUGGCAGAAUAUUUGGGAAUGAAUGAUAAAUAUCCUCUCA